Ostreobium quekettii is the source of this 1716-nucleotide messenger RNA. The record is from the annotation of a GenBank genome assembly. Lineage: Eukaryota; Viridiplantae; Chlorophyta; Ulvophyceae; Bryopsidales; Ostreobiaceae.
AUGGACCAGCCGGAGGUGCAGCACGAGCGCAAGCGCCGAAAAUGGGACGUCCCGGGCCCGGCCGCGGGGUCGGCGCCCCCGACCGCCGGCCAGGCGAUCGGCUUCACAGCCGACGCGGUGUUCCAGCCGCCGGCAGUGGCAGUGCGCCCCGGCCAGCCCCCCGGCCCCGACGCCAUCAAGAGGGCGCAGGAGGCCGCGCUGGCGGUUGUCAGCAAGCUCAACAAGGAGUCAGUGGCCAAGGGCCUGAUACCAGCGGCAAGGCUGGCGAGCCAGGUCGAAGAGAAGAAGGAGAUCUGCCGGGAGGUGGUCAUCAACGACGCCCCCAACCAGAUUCGGUACCACCUCACCAGGCGCGGCACCCAAGAGGACAUCCAAAGGCGCACAGCCACAGUGAUCGUCACCCGUGGCACCUACUGCCCCCCGGGCGCGAAGCUGGACGAGAGGGACAAGCCACUGCACCUGCGCAUCCUGCCGGGAGCUGGAGCGGGAUAUGAUGAUGCCUCAAAGGAGCGUGCUGUAGAAGCAGCUGCGGCAGAAGUGCAGAGGCAAAUGCGAGGCGACCAGGGCUCAAGUGUUGGCCACCAUGGGUCCAGCCGGCCAGGGUGCUCCCUGGGAGGCUCAGAACAAGUUCCAUAUGGAAGAGGCAACAGGGCUGUUCCUGGACAGCAGCCUGUGUCUUUGCAAUCGUACCAGGCAAAGCUGCCCAUUGGUCUGCAGGCACCUCCAGAGUUUGGUUUGGCAAGCAGGCUGCAAGGACCAGAUGGCUGCUACCUUCAGCACAUCAUGAAACAAACUGGAGUGACUGUUGUUCUGCAAGGGCAAGGUUCUGGAGGACCUGCUGGGCAGGAACCACUGCACAUGCUCCUCACCAGCACAAACAGCCAGAGGCUUGAAGAGGCCAAAAGCUUGGCUGGAAACCUCAUAGACACUGUCAGGACUGAGUACUACCGCCGCUACCCUGCUCCCCCUGCAGCUUUAGUGAGGCCUCCAGCCACUCCGCCACCAUAUCCUCUGCCUGCUGCCCCGCAGCCUCCGAUGCCUCCAACUGCAGCGACAGUCUCAUACCCCACAAUCCCACCCUACCCACAAGCGCCAGCGUAUGCCCGGCCUCCCCAGCCGCCUCGUCCUCCCUACUUCAACGCUGGCCAUCAGUACUACACACAACCCCCCUUGCCAGCUUCUCAGCCAGGACCACCGCCUGCCCCCAUGCCAGCAGUGCCUCCAGGGCGGCCUCCAUAUCCCCAACCAUAUGGGCACCCACCGGGCAAUUCGGCCAGUACCUAUGCGCAGGUGCCGCAACAGGGUCCACCAGGUGGAGCAUACGCCUACCCAGCACAGCAGCCUCUGCAAACUUCAGUUGCCAUGGCGAACCCUUCGCCACAGCCAGCUCAACCAAGUGCUGGUACAGGUGGCAGCUUAGGCAAGCGCAGGUUCAGGGAGUUCGCAGGGCAGGCGGCCACAAGCCAGGCGGAAAGUGCCAAUACCCUUGCCGCAUCAAGCGCCCCCGCCAGGAUGCCACAGCCCCCGGCUCCACCCGUGCCUCCGCCUCUCCCCCCACUCCCGCCUGACACUGCAGAUGCGCACCAGGUCACAGCCAGCCAAGGCUGGGCACCGCCUGUCCCUCCGCCACUGCCGCAAACUCCCCACGUGCUGCCACCAGGUGAGCAUCCAGGAGAAUGUUAUGGUGGAAGCCACAAAGGGGCACUAUGGCCUUAG